GACGAAGGGAAAAUAAUGUCUGAUUAUUCCUUCUUAAAUGAUCAGCUCUCGAAACGCACCUCCAUUUUCGGUUUGCGUUUGUGGGUUGUUCUUGGAAUCUGCGUUGGAGCUGCUAUCGUCAUCAUUCUCUUCCUUAUCUCCCUUUGGUUCACUUCUAAACGCCAAAAGAAAGCGACCCUUAGCAGCCUCAACAGCAGCUUUAAGCCUACUCAUAACUCUAUCAUCCCCAGUGUUUCCAAAGAGAUUCAGGAAAUCCGGGUCGACCCAUCUCGUCAUUCUAAUCCCGAGACUAAGCUUCACCAAGCUUCAAACCCUGAUCCGCUUCCAGAAUCGGAGCAUGUACUGGUUCUUCAUUCGGAAGACGACAAUAGCACCGUCACCGGGCGCAACAGAAUUCACAUUGAGAUAGGGAAGGAUCAUCGGAUUGCAUAUCCCGAACAUGGAGCCGUGUCGGGUCAUGGAUCGGGUGAAUCCAGGUAUGGUGAUCAGAGGAUGGCGACUGUGGCGGCUCCGGAAGUUUCCCACUUGGGCUGGGGACAUUGGUAUACGUUGAGAGAGCUUGAGGAGUCUACUAAUGAGUUUGCUCCCGAGAAUGUGAUUGGUGAAGGCGGUUAUGGAAUUGUUUACCGUGGUGUUUUGGAAGACAAUACUAAAGUUGCUGUGAAGAAUCUACUAAAUAAUAGGGGUCAAGCUGAAAAGGAGUUUAAGGUUGAAGUGGACGCAAUUGGACGCGUAAGACAUAAGAAUUUGGUGAGAUUACUUGGUUAUUGUGCGGAAGGAGCUCAUAGGAUGCUUGUUUAUGAAUACGUUGACAACGGGAAUUUAGAACAAUGGCUUCAUGGAGAUGUUGGGUCUUGCAGUCCUCUUACAUGGGAGAUCCGCAUGAAUAUAGUGCUUGGAACCGCGAAAGGAUUGACAUAUCUGCAUGAGGGACUUGAACCUAAGGUUGUACAUCGUGACAUCAAGUCGAGCAAUAUUUUGCUUGAUAAACAGUGGAAUGCGAAAGUAUCCGACUUUGGCCUAGCAAAGCUCUUGGGUUCGGAGAGGAGCUAUGUGACAACUCGUGUGAUGGGAACAUUUGGAUAUGUGGCUCCUGAAUAUGCUAGCACGGGCAUGUUAAAUGAGAGAAGUGAUGUAUACAGUUUUGGCAUUCUUCUGAUGGAAAUAAUAUCAGGAAGAAAUCCAGUGGAUUACAGCCGGCCUCAAGGGGAGGUAAAUCUGGUUGAAUGGCUUAAAACAGUGGUUACCAACCGGAAUGCGGAGGGUGUUUUGGAUCCAAGGUUACCUGAAAAACCUUCUUCCAGAGCACUGAAACGAGCCCUUUUAGUCGCUUUACGCUGUGUAGACCCAAAUGCUCAAAAAAGGCCUAAGAUGGGCCAUGUGAUUCAUAUGCUUGAGGCUGAUGAGUUCCCAUUUAGAGAUGACCGUAGAGCUGGACGGGAUAACAUGAGCUCCCUACAAGAUGGGGAGAAGGAUAGAUUGACAGAGAAGCCUGUGAAUGAAUCAGGUGACAGUAGUGGAUAUGAAAGUGGCGCCCAAACUAAUAGAUCAUUACGGAGAAAACCAGAAUCUGAAGAGCAAUAGCUGUGCAAAAUCAAA
Hibiscus syriacus is the source of this 1599-nucleotide messenger RNA. Its product is annotated as probable serine/threonine-protein kinase At1g01540. The record is from RefSeq and is a predicted model, not a curated record. The transcript has 7 exons. Gene Ontology annotation, biological process: protein phosphorylation. Bases 16 to 1584 code for a protein of 522 amino acids. Gene Ontology annotation, molecular function: ATP binding; protein kinase activity. Lineage: Eukaryota; Viridiplantae; Streptophyta; Magnoliopsida; Malvales; Malvaceae.